Molecule: messenger RNA, 4519 nt
Organism: Chrysoperla carnea
Lineage: Eukaryota; Metazoa; Arthropoda; Insecta; Neuroptera; Chrysopidae
Gene: LRR
Product: F-actin-uncapping protein LRRC16A
Exons: 20
Coding region: 350-4363 (1337 amino acids)
Biological process (GO): regulation of Arp2/3 complex-mediated actin nucleation; cell migration
Cellular component (GO): lamellipodium; plasma membrane
Molecular function (GO): protein binding
Source: RefSeq, a predicted model, not a curated record
CCUACGCUGUCAUUUAUGAUUUGUAUGUCAAACAAAAACGCUCUAGCGAAUAUUUGAGUACCAGUAACUAAGUGAAGUGAAAUGCAAAAGUUCAAUAUCGUAAGUCGCGAAUAGGGAGCAUGAUUAUGGCUGCAACUAUGAAUACAACAAAUAAUAAAUAUGUGUAUUAUUAUUAGUUAAUAAUCAAAUAUUAUGAUUAAAAAUCAAAUCAAACUAAAUAAUUUGUAAUUAAAGGGGUGAAUGAGAAAAGUGUGUUUUUAAUGUAGUUUUUAUUUCAUUAUAUUUAUUAAGUGUUACAUUAGGUUUUUUAAUUUGAUAUGAAAAGUGUAUAUGUGUUUUGAGUGUAAAAAUGUCAACUCGAUCUCAGUUAACGAAAGAUCUAAAUGAAAGUGUAAAGUCGUUAUUGGGAAAACAUGUUAAAAUAUUGCUCAAAAAUGUUGUCCGACUUGAAACAAAAGGUGAUAAAACUGAAAAUAGAGUUUUGGUAUUUUCCCCAUGCCGUUUGUUUUUACUCACUGCCAAAGUGCCAACUCGGAUUGAUUGCCACUUCCACUACCUGGAAAUACAAGCGAUAGAAAGUAAACGUGGAAAUCAACUAAGUAUAGUUGUUGGUGAAAAAGUAUACUCAUUUUUAACGGGUGACGAUUCCAUGAAAAGUCAUGAAGUCGAUAGUAUGGUUGCAGCAUUGGCAACAGCUAUUCGUAACAUUUUUCCUACUGUACCCCUCCAGUAUAUUAUUAGAAAGGUUGAUAUUAUACCAAGUUCAAGAUUACAAUUUUUACAAGAUGAUUCAGUUACUCCAGGACGGCCUAAUUCGGGGCCUUGUGGUGGUUUUUCUACACAGUAUGCAUGCAUGUGUGAUUUUCAUUCGUUACCGUAUCGUGAAGAAGUUGCUUGGGAUGUAGAUACUAUUUAUAAUGCUCACGAUUCUAGAGAAAUAUGUUUAAAAGACUUCGAUCAUUUGGAUCAAAAAGAUUUAGUGCCGAUAAUUAGCGCAUUAGAAUAUAAUACAUGGUUUACAAGUUUACGCGUUGCUAGUCGUGUAUUAGGUCCAGCAACAUUACCAGUUAGAUUAAGUCAUGAGGCUGCUGAACGUAUUUUACAUAUAAUGCGUAAAUCAUUAAGUAUUGAAGAAUUACACUUAGAUAAUCUGGGAUUAAAAGCAGAUUUUGCACAUAAAUUAUCAUUAUCGUUAAUUGCCAAUCAAGCAACGCCGCUUCAUACAAUUGAUUUAUCUAAUAAUAUGAUUGAAGAUAAAGGUGCCAUGCAUUUAAGUGGUCCAGUUGCUCGUGUUCCAAAAGGAUUAGUACGCUUAAGUUUAGCACAUUGUGGUUUAACCGCAAAAGGAGUCAAUCAACUUGCACAUGCGAUGUCAUUAAAUAAAAGUAUGCAUACAUCAUUAACACAUUUGGAUUUAAGUGGUAAUAAUUUAAAGGAUGAUAUUAAUAAUUUGUAUAAUUUUUUGGCUCAACCAAAUGCCAUUAGUUAUUUAGAUAUUGCAUCAACUGAAACUACUUUGGAGAGUCUUUUUGGUGCUCUGUUACGUGGAUGUGCUACAAAUUUAUCACAUUUGAAUGUGUCACGUAACCCAUUUAGUACAAAAAAGAGUAAAGAGGUGCCACCAUCGUUUAAACAAUUUUUUACAAGUACACUUAGUUUAAAAUACUUAAAUAUGGCACAUUGUAAAUUACCAUUGGAAGCUCUUAAACAUUUGUUGCUGGGACUAGCGUGCAAUGAAUCUACAACAGAAAUGCAUUUAGAUUUAAGUAAUAAUACAUUAGGUACACAUGGUGCGCAUGUUCUAGAAUCUUGUAUACACGGUGUUCGUUGUAUAUCAACCUUAGAUAUUUCGGAUAAUAAUAUGGACGUAGAAUUAGCACCAGUAAUAACGGCAAUAGGUAAAAACAAGUCAUUAAAACAUUUACAUAUGGGUCGUAAUGUAAAUAAUAUGAAAGCCAAACAUAUUGGUUCAAUAAUGGAUGCAUUAGUUCAAAUGAUCCAAGAAGAAGAUUGUGUUUUGGAAUCUUUAUACAUUCCAGAUUCAAAAUUAAAAAGUGAUUUAUAUAAUUUAAUUAAUGCAUUAGGUAGUAAUCAAUGUUUACAAACUAUUGAUAUUAGUGGUAAUUUAAUGGGUGAUUCAGGUGCACGAUUAUUAGCAAAAGCAUUACAAAUCAAUAAUCGUUUACGUACAAUUAUUUAUGAUAAAAAUAAUAUAACAGUACAAGGUUAUAGUGAUUUAGCAUACGCAUUAGAAUCAAAUUAUACAUUACGUUAUAUACCAUUUCCAAUAUAUGAUAUAACACCAUGUAUGAAAACAAAUUCAGAACGUACCGAUUAUUUAAUGCGUAAAAUACAAGAUUUAUUAUAUCGUAAUGUAUCACCACAGAAAUAUAGCAAUGGUAAUGCAUUUAGAUUACAACAAGGUUUCUUAUUAAGUUCCACACAACAAAUGGUUGAUCGUUUAGUUGUACAAACACAAGAUACAAUUAAAACAUUAGCAGCCGAAUCAUGUGAUAUGAAUAAUGAUAUUAAUCAUGCAACAGCUUUAAUACAAGAUGCUGAUAAUUCUAAGCAUAUAUUACCCCGUUUACAAGAAGUUGUACAGCGACGAGAUGAAAGUAAUCCUGUUGAAAUCAAAUUGAAAUUAAUGUCUGAAGAACUACAUGGUGUUGUUACUAAUUAUUUACAAGGAUCAUUGGAUAGUAUGUUAGCGUGUGCAGGUGAUCAAUGUCCACUUUUAUUAGGUAGUGAUCGGUAUCGUCGUGAAUUACGACAAGCUUGUACUGAGAAAACAUCAAUAUCAGAAACAUUUAUACGAACAUGCUUACAAGAUCAAGCAGGAACUGAAAUUAUGAAUCGUAUAAAUGGAAUUAAUUUAGCUGUUGCUGCUAAUUUAUCAGAAAGAAUAACUGAUGAGGUUGUGGAACAAUUAUCAAGAUGCCAUCGAGCAUUAGUUGGUGCAGCACCACAUUAUAUACCACCUAGAUCACCGUACGGUAGUAUUGACAGUGAACCAACUUCAUCUGCGGAUAAUACUAGUCAAAUGUCGGAUCAAUCACCAAUGAAAUUGGAAUAUUUAAAUCUUGCUACUCCACAUAUGUCUAUGAAACGUAAAAGUUUACAUGGUCGUAAAAUGCGGCCAAAAUCUGUUGUGGAUAGUGUUGAAGGAUUGUCAGCUGAUGAUAUACCUGGAAUGUUACCGCCAUUAAAUUUAUCGUUACCGUCUGGUACACAUUUACCUCGAUCAGCUGAAGAAUCUUUGGAUUCCGUUGCUGAAUUACCGAAUGCAACUCAACAGCUGCAACAUCUAGUCAAAGGACGGCCACGUCGAACAAAAACACGUGCACCCACUCGACCUAUGCUAAAACCGGCAGAUAUGUUUGAAGAUCUUGGUGAAGGUUUGGAUACAUUUUUCCGACCAGGUUCUGUAACACCAACUACGCCACUAAUUUCUCCAACAUCAGAUGAAUGUAGCUCGUUAUCAUUUCAAGCUGAUGGCAGUCCCAAUCAUAGAUACAAUAGUUUAACUUCAGGUGAAACAACACCUGUAUUAAGUGAUGAUAGAAAAGUGAAAUUAGGUAGAAGUUCGCCACUUUUAAAAGGAGUAUGUGGUUUAUUAGAACCAGCACCACGAUCUCGAUCAAGUGAUAAUUUAGAAAAGUAUUCACCAUUAAUUGGACGACGUUCUCAAGGUGAUUCUCCACUAACAGCUUCUCCACUUGCCAAACGUGCUACUGACGAUAGUCCAACAAUUUCCCGUGAAAAUAGUAGUAGUAGUAUUUGUCAAGAUAAGAAACAUUUAGAUGAAUACCGUAAAGUAAAAGUAUGUCCUGUUGCGGAAGUGAUUAGAUCGCCAACUAAUGGUUUGCCAAAAACUGGAUCAGAUGUACCGAAAUCACCGAUAUUAAAAUCAUUAAAAGAUUCAUCAAACACUCCAUCGAAACCACGUCCAUGGUCGAUGAGUUCUGAUCGAAAAUCUGGCGAAUUUUCAUUGUUGAGUGAUGGAUCAUCGCCAAAUACAUCUACCGGUAAUACACCGGAUUCCGGUGAUGCAUUAGAUGAUGUUCCAAGUGAGUGUAGCGAAAGAAGGUCAGUUCGUGAUAUGGCAGCGGGGAUUAAUCGAAAUGGAGGUGAAAAAAAGGAUUCAGAAUCAACAACGAAAUGGCUAGAAAGUCAUCCUAUUCCUGCUCCUAGGAAACUAAUACCUGGAAAAAUUAUUCCCAGUGUUUUAGAGGAGAAACUGGUUGAUGGAUUGAAACUCAGUGCAUCGAAUCCACUCUAUCAACAUAAAGGCAAAUUAUUAAAUAGAAGUAGCCUUACACGCGAUGACAAUUACAACUUCGAUGAUUCGAUUGACGUAUAAAAAAAUUUAUUAUGAAUUUAUUUUGUGACUUAAGAAGACUUUUCUUGUUUAAAAACCUAUACCUAUACUAUUAUAAUACUUUAACUUUAAAGAAAAUAGUAUUUCAAAUCUCUUCGUAAUUUAAAUUUUAAAAACAAAAAAAAAAAAGAAAUAACG